UCUGCCUGGAAGUUUAUCCAUCUGCCUGGAAGUUUAUUCAUCUGCCUAGAAGUUUAUCCAUCUGCCUGGAAUUUUAUCUAUCUGCCUGGAUGUUUAUCUAUCUGCCUGGAUGUUUAUCCAUCUGCGUGGAAGUUUAUUUAUCUGCCUGGAAAACAGAAAAGCAAAAUUUUUUAGGAGAUAGUUUCAAAGGAAACAUUUCAGUUUUCUCUUUAUGAACAAAACCUUCUGUCUUAUUUUGUUUAGUUUCCCUUCUUGUAUAUUGUAAAAACAUAACUGUGAUAAUAAUGAUAAUAAUAUAAUAAUGAUACAAAAAUGUGCAACCUUUUUUUUAUUUGCAGAUAAGAAUGGAUAUUGAGGCUGAGGUGAAACUAGAAGGAGUAAAGAGAAUUAUUCUGGUUCUAUCCGGAAAAGGUGGUGUUGGUAAAUCUACAGUAACCACACAACUGGCUCUUACGGCACAAAAGAAUGGACUUCGUGUUGGAGUUCUUGACAUUGAUCUAUGUGGUCCGAGUAUCCCCAGGAUGCUGGGGGUUCAUGGUCAUGAAGUUCAUCAACAUGAUCAGGGAUGGUUACCAGUAUAUACUAACAAUACGCAAACCCUCGGAGUCAUGUCUAUUGCAUUUUUACUCGCUAAUCAGUUGACCGUGAUAGACGAACAUAUUGCUGUGAUGGAAGCCUUGAAAGGUGUUCAGGUGGAUGGUGCUGUUCUUGUCACCACUCCACAGGCUGUUGCUGUUGGUGAUGUAAGGCGGGAACUUACAUUUUGUAAGAAAACAAAUCUGAAAGUCUUAGCUUUAGGUGGCGGAAAAUCUUUAGCAGAGCAUGCUAAUGUACCAUUCUUAGGGAGUAUCCCCAUUGAGCCUAAACUGGCAGCAGCUGCUGAGUCUGGAACCGGGUUUGCUGACAGUUUCGCGGAUUCUGAAGCAGCAGCUCGGUUUAGCGCCAUUUUUCAAGGAAUAUUAGUGGAGAAGAUGGAAAUUUAGUGGAUUUUUACAACUGUGAUAUUAUGUUUAAUGCAUUGACAUUUUAUAUUUUUAUUUUCAGA
This is a messenger RNA of Eurytemora carolleeae, 1045 nucleotides long. RefSeq names its product cytosolic Fe-S cluster assembly factor NUBP2 homolog. The record is from RefSeq and is a predicted model, not a curated record. Bases 345 to 983 code for a protein of 212 amino acids. Gene Ontology annotation, molecular function: ATP binding; ATP-dependent FeS chaperone activity; iron-sulfur cluster binding. Gene Ontology annotation, biological process: iron-sulfur cluster assembly. The transcript has 8 exons. Lineage: Eukaryota; Metazoa; Arthropoda; Copepoda; Calanoida; Temoridae. Gene Ontology annotation, cellular component: cytosol.